UUUUUUUUACACUGAACUACAAUAGAAAACCUUAGAGCUCAAAAUGGCUCAAAAUUUUACCAGAAACAUAAUCAAUGAAUUUGUCAUCACAGGAUUUGACUAUUUAGAAAAACCAAUGGCUGUCGGUAUUGUGAUACUUACCGUAUAUCUUCUUGUUAUGUUGUCUAACCUCGCUAAUAUAUGUUUUAUUCUCUUUGAUAGGCGUUUGCACAAGCCUAUGUACUUAUUUAUAUGCAAUUUAGCGAUUGUAGACAUGCUCUACUGCACGAGUUCGUGUCCAACGAUGAUAAACGUGCUUGUGGUCGGAUGUAAAACCAUUUCUUAUGCUCCGUGUGUUGUUCAGGUGUUUGCUUUUGGUUUGGGUUUCGUGAUGGAGCUCUUUACUAUUUCUGUUAUGGCGUUUGAUCGAUUAAUAGCCAUAAUCAAUCCACUGCGCUAUGAUUCAAUUCUGACUAAUUUCCGCUGUGUUAUGCUGAUGUUUUUGAUUUGGAUUCUGGGCUCUGCUUUAAUGGCCAUUAUCCCUGCGACUAUUCUCCCUUUACCUUUCUGUUACUCAACUGUGAAAUAUCUAUUCUGUGAUUACGCCGCUGUGAUCAGAGCGUCCUGCGUGGAUCCAAACCCAUAUUUUAAUUUAAUGACGGUUUUAUCCUUCGUCCUGCUGUUCGGUACGUUCAGCUUCAUCUGUGCAUCCUAUAUUAAAAUAGUGAUAGUCGUGGUCGGCAUGAACUCAAAGGGCAGUAAGAAUAAAGUGUUUAAUACCUGCUUUAGUCACUUAAUAGUCAUUGCCUGUUAUUACACUCCCACGUUCGUAAUGAUCGUUCUGACCAGGAUAGGGUUAAAUUUAACACUCGAAGAGAGAAACGGGUUGAGAGUCGGGACGAUUCUCGCUCCUGCUUUAGUAAAUCCCUUUAUUUAUUGCUUUAGAACAAAAGAAAUCAGAAAUAAAAUAUUGAGAAACAUGUCAAAAGUCGAAGCAAAUGAAUAAAGUGGAUCGUAAAUCUACUUUUUUCUACUUUUGUUUUGCUUGAAUAUUGAUGCCAAACCUGCUGUUUUUUUUUUUUUCAUUUUUGUGUUUCAUGUAUUUCUAAAUGGAAAUCAACAAGUUAUGCAUUUAUUUAUUAAUGCAGUUUCACAGAUGGAAUAAAUUACUAAAUAUUUUACCCUUGUUAAAGAAGAGUGCAUUUAAGUUUUUUAUUUUUAAUCAUACUUAAAUGGACAUUUGUACUUGUAUUUGUGAUAUUAAAAGUACUAUUUAUACAUAUAUAUGUAUAAGUAUAUUUCAAUUGUAAUUAAACUAUAUUUAAAUACAACAUAAAAGCAUUAGGUUGUGUUUCUGAGU
This is a messenger RNA of Astyanax mexicanus (Mexican tetra), 1339 nucleotides long. Its product is annotated as olfactory receptor 13-like. The transcript has a single exon. Lineage: Eukaryota; Metazoa; Chordata; Actinopteri; Characiformes; Acestrorhamphidae. Gene Ontology annotation, biological process: G protein-coupled receptor signaling pathway. Bases 44 to 985 code for a protein of 313 amino acids. The record is from RefSeq and is a predicted model, not a curated record. Gene Ontology annotation, cellular component: membrane. Gene Ontology annotation, molecular function: olfactory receptor activity; G protein-coupled receptor activity.